Messenger RNA from Aspergillus pseudonomiae, 1266 nucleotides. RefSeq lists its product as uncharacterized. The transcript has 4 exons. The coding region runs from base 175 to 1185 and encodes 336 amino acids. Lineage: Eukaryota; Fungi; Ascomycota; Eurotiomycetes; Eurotiales; Aspergillaceae. The record is from RefSeq and is a predicted model, not a curated record.
UUGUAAACCAAGGUUGAAGGGUCCAUUGGACCCCUACAGACUUGAGUCAGUAUGAGACACUUAAACCCCAUCAGUAUCAGUCUGCAUCUUCCCAAGGCGUAGCUAUUAUACGUCCUGCAUUAUCCCUUUUCACAUACAGGCACGCAGUAGUGUUAUUGCAGUCCCUGUCGAAACAUGGAACCUUCAGUCAGCGACUUCAAGCUCGUCGGACUGGCGGCGGGUUUCACACUAGGGUUCGGUUUCCUCACAGUCUGGAAUGCAAUCAAGCAGACUUCAGAAAUUGAGAAGCCCUGGAAGAGCCCGUUCGUCAUCCUUAUUUGGAUUGAAAUCCUGUCUAAUGUGGUAAUCGGGGUAAUGGGAUGGCUUGUGCUGGAGGGAAUUGUACCUGUCAUUGCACCUGUACUGGCACUUCUACUAUUCUGCUGGGCGCUUGAAAUCCAAUGUUGUAUGCAAGUUAUCAUUAACCGCAUCUACAUUGUGGUGGAAAAGAAGAAGACCGCGAGAAGGGUCAAAUGGGGCACUGCUUGCCUCAUAACAGCAAUCAACAUUGCAGUGUUCUGUAUAUGGAUUCCGGCACAUAUGACUCCCCCAGUCAAUCAUACCUUUGUCCUCAUUAAUCGAUACUGGGACCCGAUUUCCAAAUUACUAAUAUGCAUCGUCGAUGCGUGUCUCAACGUUUGGUUCCUGCGCGUUGUGCGUGUGCGACUGGUCCGCCAAAACGGACUAAAAAAAUACGGGCCCUUAGUUCGCUUCAACAUGCGAAUGAUGUUCAUUUCCGUAAUUAUGGACGCUAUGCUCAUUGGACUCAUGUUCCUGCCUAACCCAAUGGUGUACAUCCAGUUCCACCCGGUUACGUACGUGGUGAAGCUCAACAUUGAGUUGAGAAUGGCUUCCCUCAUCCGCAAGCUUGCGCGGGACAGCAACCUGAACAAUGAAAUCCAUGAGGCAUCAAUGAAUCUGCCGAACCGAUUUCACCCACAGGGUCACUACAUCAAGUGCGAUGAUGAGAUGAUGGAAAAGAGGAAUUUGAGGCAUAUGCAGUUUGCCCAGCUACGACACCAGGGGUUCGAGAGCGAGGACAUGAAAAUCCUAAAGACAACCAGUGUUCGGGUUGUAAAAAGCCCGAGACCAUUUGUGCAGGACAAUCUGCCUCCGCUGCCACCUCUGCCCAAGGAUGGGCGAUGAGAGCUAGGUGUUCUAGUGAUUUUUGUUCAUAUUUACAUGUAUUUUAUUCAAUGCACAAUGUAUAUGAUUUAGAUCGUUGUA